GACUCAGAGUGAAAUACGUAAAUUACAUGUCGCCUUACCCAGAUUGUUCCAACGGCUCUUUUUUUUUUGCUUUAUGACUCAAAUUUCGUGACAAUUUCGACAUUUGCCACACCUGGAAGAGGCUGUCUGUGUUUUUACAGCUUUUCUUAAAAGGUGUAUUGAAAGGUUACCACCUUCCGUUGAAUUUCUCACUUCUUGAAAGGUCCUAUAUUUUCUAUAAGCAAAGGGUCCUCAAGUCAGUUUGUCACCUGUUGGCCAAGAAGACGAUGGGUCUAUUCACACUCGUCUCACUUUUGCUCCUUUCAACAUCGAUCAAUUCCCAAACAUUGAAGAUGGUCCCAAAGGACAUGAAUAUUGCUGGAGACCUGCCCGUCCUGACUGAACGGCCGAUUAUUGGCAUUUUGGCGCAUGACGCUUCUGAAUUCCUACUUGAGGCCAAUUUCGCACACUCGAGUAAAGUGGUGGAAUCGUAUGUAAAGUUCCUGGAACAGGGCGGCGCCAGAGUGGUACCCAUCAUGUUGGGCAAAGAUGCCGAUUACUACGACAUGAUGUUCAUGGCCACUAAUGGGUUACUGUUGCCCGGAGGAAGCGCGGUAGUAACUGACUCUGGGUAUGCUAGAGCAGCGAAGGAGAUGUAUGAGAGAGCCUUGUCGUCACCCGACUACUAUCCAAUCUGGGGUGAAUGCUUGGGUUUGGAGCAAUUACUCCAAUUUGGAGUUGGCAUGCAAGUCCUCGUAACACCUUGUGAGGCUGAGAAUUUCACUCACCAACUCAAUGUUCACCCCACUGAGUGGCAGGAAAGUCAUAUGGGCAAGUCUAUGCCAAGCGACAUUUAUCAUGUCUUAACCACAGAAUCUUUGGCCUUCAAUAACCACCAGAAUUGUGUCACUCCCAAACAAUUUGAAAAAUUUGGUCUGGACUCAUUUUGGCGUCCUCUAUCGAUCAACACCGCCUUAGAUGGACAAAAAUUUCAUUCUUUAGUUGAAGCCAGAUACUUCCCAUUUUGGGGUCUGGGAUUUCAUCCGGAAAAAUCCAUUUAUGAGUGGACUACUGAGCUUACCAACAUUCCUCACACUGCAAAUGCCAUCAAGGCUGGUGCAUUUUUCGCGCAAUUUUUUGUUCAAGAGUGCCGCAAGAACGAUCAUCACUUUGCAUCGCGAGAGAUGGAGGAUAAGUUCCUCAUCAAUAAUUUCAAAUCCGAAUUUGUGGGUCGGAAGGGCAUUGAUUAUAAAAUGAUGAAUGUAUACUUGUUUAAUUAGCCUCAUCGAAAGGCAAAUAGUUUACAGUGCUGUCUGUUAAUUGGGGGUCCUGUGCACUCUAUCUUGUUUUUUUUUUUUUUUUUAUGGCAGCCAUUUUGUGAUGAGAAUUUAAUGCCAAUACACUUGAUCUGUGUUACCGUU
This is a messenger RNA of Tigriopus californicus, 1400 nucleotides long. RefSeq names its product gamma-glutamyl hydrolase-like. Gene Ontology annotation, biological process: tetrahydrofolylpolyglutamate metabolic process. Bases 267 to 1259 code for a protein of 330 amino acids. The record is from RefSeq and is a predicted model, not a curated record. Gene Ontology annotation, molecular function: gamma-glutamyl-peptidase activity. The transcript has 4 exons. NCBI's taxonomy places the organism in Eukaryota, Metazoa, Arthropoda, Copepoda, Harpacticoida, Harpacticidae. Gene Ontology annotation, cellular component: vacuole.